GAAGCUUGGUUACAUACAAACUACGUCCGUACACUGUUUCUAAAGUGGGACAGUGUAGAGCUGGGAUCAGAAAAACACGGAUAUUUAAUCCUCGGGGGACUCGCUGAGCUCAGUUUGUGGUUAAAAACCUGCCGGCGGUCGACGCCGUUUACGCUGCCGUGCGCUCCUGUUAUACAGACAUCCUCCGCGUCCGAAGGGGGAAAAAAUGAGGUCCUUGGCUGCUUGGUGAACAGUCCGGUUAAAGAUGGCUCGAGGAAGGUUCUUGACUUUUCCUCUUCCUGCAGUUACGGUUGCACUCAGUAAGCAGUCAGGAAUGUCCCCCUUCUCCUUCCUAUGACAUGAUUUAACCCACGUGAUCUGGUCACAAUGAUGGCCUCUAUGGUCGCCAAUGGAAAUGCCACUGGAGAUGAGCCGUCUCUGGUCUUGAAAGGGGUGGAUCCAGAAACCUGCAUGAUUGUUUUCAAGAACCACUGGGCUCAGGUGGUGAAGAUCCUUGAGAAACAUGAUCCUCUGCGCAGCGCCUCCACUUUGCCCUCUCUGAGUGUCAUCAACCUCAGCUCCAGCUCAAGUGGCAGCCCUCGCUUCGGCUCCAUCCCCGGAGACGAAGCAAGCGCUGUGCAGAACUAUGUGGAGCACAUGCUCUUCCUGCUGAUGGAAGAGGAGAGCGGUCAGGCUGGAGCCAUGGGCCCCAUCCUAGAGUUUGUGGUGAUGGAGAAUGUGAUGGAACGUCUGUUUGUGUGGAGCCUCCGCAGGGAGUUCACAGAUGACAUGAAACUGGAGCAGCUGAAGAUGUAUGAGAUGCUGGUGGGCCAGGCGCACCAGCCUCUGCUGCAUCACAAACCCAUCCUGCGGCCGCUCAUGAUGCUGCUGUCCUCCUGUUCGGGCACAGCAGCGCCUGCUGUCGAAGCGGAGCUGGUGCUGCUGCUCAAUCAGCUGUGCUACAUUUUGGCAAAGGACCCCUCGAUUCUGGAGUUAUUUUUCCACACCAGCGAAGAUCAGGGAGCCACCAACUUCCUCAUCUUCUCUCUGCUCAUCCCCUUCAUUCACAGGGAAGGCAGAGUGGGCCUGCAAGCCAGAGAUGCCCUGCUGCUCAUAAUGUCAUUGUCUGCUGAGAACGAACGAGUGGCCAAACACAUAGCAGAGAGCACCUACUUCUGCCCGGUGCUGGCUACAGGUUUAAGUGGCCUGUACUCCUCUCUGCCCACCAAGCUGGACAUUCCCAGUGAAGAGUGGCACUGCCUUAACAAAGAAGACUGGCUGAAGAUGCCUUCACUUGUCCAGUUUCUCAACUCAUUGGAAUUCUGCAAUGCUGUUAUUCAGGUGUCCCACCCAGCUAUCAGAGACCAGUUGGUAGCUUACAUCUAUAAUGGUUUCCUCGUGCCUGUCCUAGCACCAGCACUUCACAAGCUCACUCUGGAGGAGGUGAUGACCACUACAGCGUACCUGGAUCUCUUCCUGAGAAGCGUAUCUGAGCCUGCCCUGCUGCAAACUUUUCUCUCCUUCAUCCUCCUCCACCGACAUGAGAGCGUCCAUAUUUUAGAUACGCUGGUCAGCCGGAUCAACACCCCUUUCCAGUUAGGCACUGUGUCACUGGCACUGUUCCGCACUCUCAUUGGCUUAUACUGUGAAGAUGUGAUGCUGCAGCUUGUGUUGAGGUAUCUGAUUCCCUGCAAUCACAUGAUGUUGAGUCAGAGACGUGUGGUGAAAGAGAGGGACUUCUACUCGACGUCAGCAGCUAAGAUCUUGGCGCUGACGCCAUCAUUCUGCUCUCCCGAUUGCUGCCCCCCGCCCCUCCGACAACUGGACUCCAUCCUUUUUUCCAAGGGUACAGAGACUACCAACAACUCCAGCAGCCCAGCAGAUGAACUAAAGAGCUUCUCAGAGGAGGAUGAUGGUUCAGGUAACUCCUGCACCAUUGGCUCAGAAAUCUACCUGGAUGUCAGUUACCUUCAUUACCUCUAUGACGCCCGACUUAGCAUCAGCAGCUGCAUACAGGCUUGUCGGAUUUGGUCAGCUCUGUAUGAUGGUGAGGACCCACCUCCUGAGAAAUACCAGCCAGGAGUCCUCGAGGAGCCAGCUCUUAAAUGUAGACAAACCCAGACUGCUCUGAAAAGAGUUCCACAGUUGCUUGUGCCACGUUCUCGGCCCAGCGUGCUACCAAGUACAGAGCCGCCCUCAGUCAAUCAGCUGGAGCUGGAGUGGGAUGAUAGCUAUGACGCGUGCCCAGUGCAAACAGCUGAGGCUCCUGUGGAAAACAUACCUUCGCAGCCACCUUCCACUGACCCCCCAAAACACAUCCAGGAAAUGAGGAGAACCGCCAUCAUGUUGGUUAAAGGUUCAUACAUUGAGGAAAAUGAGUUCCAGGAUGAUGUCAUGGUAUAUGAUCUUGUCGCAAAGAAGGACGUCACAGAUGGUGAGCACACCAAGCGCAAACCCAGUGGUUCACAAUCAGAGGAAACCCAUCCGGGCUCAGCUGAAGUCCCACUAAGAAAUGGGCUCAACCUAACACUCCCAGCCUCUGUAAUGACUGAUAACGGCAAGAACAGUUUGGAGACAGAGACCAAAAGUCCCACAGAUUGUAAUGCCAACUUCCAAAAUGCUGUUGUUGUUGAGUCGGGUGAUGAUCUUUUAGCUCAGUAUGAGGAGCUUAUUCGUACUCUGGACCCUGAAGUAGGUGGAAAACAGGUCAAAGGUGAUGGAGAGUUGAAGAAGCCCAUUACACCCAUGGAGGAAGAGGAGGAGGAAGCGAUGGACUUCAGCUUCUCUGCUGAAACACCAGAGCCAGAGAAACUUCAUUCACCGUUUGGCACAGUUAAUAGGUUUCGCAGUGGAAGUGCAAAUAGAAGCCAUUCAGUGCCUUUUACAGGUCCAUUUGUGAGUGUGCUGUUAUCUCGUCUGGAGAAUAUGCUUUCAAACUCACUUCAUCUUAACCUGUUGUUGACGGGGAUUCUGGCCCAGUUGGCUGCGUACCCUCAGCCUCUCCUUCGCUCUUUCCUCCUCAACACCAACUUGGUAUUUCAGCCAACUGUUCGCUCCCUUUAUCAGGUUCUGGCCACUGUGAAGAACCAGAUAGAAGAGCAGGCUGCUAGCAGGAAGGACUUUCCAGAGCUGAUCACUGCUGCCCAGCACUGGCUGUUAGCACGGGAGGCUGCAUUCAUGACCACAGACAAAAGCAGCAACAGUGGCUCCAACCACCACGAUGGGGGAAGAAUAUUGAAGAAUUCACCCCCACCAAAACCUAAAGCCAUCUCUCUGGAUCAGACCGAGGUCUUUGCUACCGUCCUCUUCACAGAGUUCCUCAAAGAACUGGCUGCAAUUGCACAGGAGCACUCCAUCUUAUCUUACAUUCCUAUGGAAGAAUAGUUUUGUCUCAGCAGGCCUCUGUGAUGAAGUGACCCAGUGAUUUAUACAGUGGUUUAUAAAAAAAUAUUUAUUCUUUUGGAAGCAAGAUAAUUAACUUCAUGUGCUUUUCAAUUUCACCCUCCUACGUCUGUAAAAUGUUUGACAGCCAAGAAAGAGGUUCAAACUUUCAGCUUUAAAAUUUUUACCUGUUUGCUGAAUCUUGAAUCAAUUACACUCAAAUAGACGAGCUCCAGGUCCACUGACCAAAGGGGGUUUUCUAUUAAAGGAAGAAAAGCAAAGCACCAAUUUGUAGACAUCCAUCCUUAGGCCUGUACUAUGAAGCUGGAUUUUCUCUUAUCGAGGUAACUUCGGGGUUAACCCGGGGUUCUCUGUACUACAAAGCUAAUUCACGUCUUACUGGGGUAACUCACCAUGGUAACUUAGGCUGAACGGCUAACCUGCUCCGGAGCAGGUUAUGUCCUGGAUAAAAGACCAGUGAGUAUAAAAGCACCACCUCCUGACCAAUCAGUUCUCUUGGAAAAUGUCAUGCCCAUUUUUUAGAACGUUCUGUCUACGUUGGUGUGCUGAUCGUGAGCGGAGUGCUUAGGAGAGAAAGAAACCGCUUUGAAGUAUGUUCUUGAUUUGUUCCCAAGUUCGUUUAGCUCCACUAGGGUUGCUUCUGAAAUAAUGAGGUUAAUAAUUUUGGCUCCACAUGGCAUAACUGCAGAACCGGGUAUUUAUGAAACGCACAACUGCUGCUCCUGCUGUCAUAGUGACAGCACAAAACGCAUUCACACGGCGAUGCUGAGCCUCAAUCAAAGUCAAUGGAAAAUAUAAAAGAAAGAAAGGAUGCUGAGGAAGCGCUCUGCCUGAAACGUCUGGGCCGUAACAGUGAAACUGAGUGAUCAGAAUGCUGUCCGUUUAUGUUGUUCCAUGAAUUAUUUUGUAUAAUCUCAGGAAUUUACACAUUAACAGAGUUUGCAAUGUUCUCCCAGCAUUCCUUCCUGGCUGUUGCUUUUGGCCUGGAUGAUGUGUUUGAACUCUUCAUAUUUUUGAAGAGUAAUUAUCUGCUCCUCCAUGGUAUUACCGAGUUGAUAACCAGCCUCGUAGAACUGCUUAUCAGGGCUGCAAAUGUCUGUGUAAGUCAACCCAGGUAAUGGUGAGAUAUGUUAUUCCAGCUUUGUAGUACAGGCCUCUCGCUGAACCGUCAGGGUUCUGCCUGUCUUAAUGUUUGUUAGAACCAGCUCCAGCCACAACCUGCUGCUCGGUGUGGUUACAUAAGAUAAUCAGGUUGCCUUUUGGUGUAGCUUUUAUACUAUGGAAUGAUAAUAGAUUUUAAUUAUUGCCCCUGUUGUCAAAUGGUAACAUAAAUAAAAACAGUCACACUCUGUUAUUGCACAUCUGUUACUCAACUUGAUAAGUUGGCCACGUUUUAAUUUUAACUUCAAGGUGAAUUUUCACAAAAUAUUUGUCUGUUCCACGGAGAUUUUUGAUGUGUUUCUGCUGAUAUGGUACCUCAGGAGUUUUUGAAUGCACAUUUUGCUCUCUUUCUUGAAAAGCUAUGGGUUUCUGGGCUCGACACCUUCUCUAUACCUAAACAGACUGAUCACCAAGUCCAGGUUAAUCAAUGCUGUUUUUAACUGGCCUUUCUCUUAGUGAUGCUUUAUAAUGUACAUAUCAAAAGGAAAAUAAUGUGGUGACUUAGAACACUAUGCAAAUCAAACAUGUUUGGGGUGUUGGUUUGGUAUAUUUUGAUAAUGGGAAAGGGGUAUUUAAGUGUUUUUUUUCUGUUAAUAGUUUUUCCUGUUAUCACUUUCUUCUAGUUUAACUUUAAAGUGUGUUUAAAUUCUGAUAUGUCUGAAAUGUCAUUAGAAUUGUCCUAAUUUACUGGUUAGUCUGAAUUCUGCAUCUGUUAGAAAUAAAUUCAGUGUAACUGUCACACAGUUUGUGAGGGGCAGCCUGUGUUGAAUUGCCUUUUUUUUUAAGCAGAGUUAUUGCAAAUAGUUGAUGGUAUGAAUGUCAAAAUGAGAUCACUCAAAAGAUGCACAUAUAUUUUGGUACAAAGCAUGCCACUUCUAAAUUAAUAAAUACACAUAAAUACUUGUAAAAUGGUGCCUACAUUCUGAUUUUAGUUCACAUUUUGCCUGAUUUUUGAUGGAUUUUGUUGGUGAAUUUAAACAGGCGCAACAGUUUAAGCAGUUUGGAAAAGACAAACUCAUUUGCAAAAGUAAAAAAAAGAAAAUAAAUUCUACUGAUUCACAGCCUGAAAAAAGAAACAAUAAAUGCAAAAUGGAAAUUUACUUGGAAUCAAGCAUUUCAGGUAGGCCUGUGUUUAAUACUUAAUUUUUAUGUACGAAGAAUUAAUUUCCUAGAUGUAUAUUUUUCAGAUACUGAGAUACUGGACGGAUUUAAAGUUAAUCUAAGUAAAGAGUUGUGGAUUACAAUAAUAAAAAAAAUCAGUAUAUGGGCUUUGACAAAGACAUGUUGUAGUUUCUUGUAAUUAAAAAUUAGAGGAUCAAGUUAUGGUUUAAUUCUUGGUUUAAAUCUUGCCUUUUUUGUAUUUUUGUUCCUAUUCAGUUCCAUUCAGUUUCUACUGAUGCUAUGCAGGAAAUGAAAACUGUAUCAGGACCUUUGUUGGCUAACCAAUUUCUAACAUGUUAUUGAGAUCUGUAUCUUAAAUGCAUUUCAUAUUUGUUGCAAAAAUUUAAGAUUUUCUCUGGUUAAAGAAUGUUGCAGAACACAUCUGACUUUUCAUACCACAGUGCCACUCAGACUAUUUCAACACAACCAGCACAGUGCAAAAGUCACUGUUUUUAACAGCACUGUGGCAUGAAUGCAGUUGGCAUAACCAAGAUUAUGGACCUGUUUCUGUCAUUAGAUUCAAUCCCAAAGAUGAAUUCAGCCUGUUCUCUGUUCAGAAAGGCAUGCCUUUUAUAAUAAAGAAAAUUUCUGAUGAUGAA
Molecule: messenger RNA, 6302 nt
Organism: Melanotaenia boesemani (Boeseman's rainbowfish)
Lineage: Eukaryota; Metazoa; Chordata; Actinopteri; Atheriniformes; Melanotaeniidae
Gene: fhip1aa
Product: FHF complex subunit HOOK interacting protein 1Aa
Exons: 13
Coding region: 367-3363 (998 amino acids)
Source: RefSeq, a predicted model, not a curated record